Molecule: messenger RNA, 1791 nt
Organism: Lineus longissimus
Lineage: Eukaryota; Metazoa; Nemertea; Pilidiophora; Heteronemertea; Lineidae
Product: blastula protease 10-like
Exons: 12
Coding region: 1-1791 (596 amino acids)
Biological process (GO): proteolysis
Molecular function (GO): zinc ion binding; metalloendopeptidase activity
Source: RefSeq, a predicted model, not a curated record
AUGAAGCUCCUCUUUCCUGCAUGUUUUGUCAUUCUUGUUCUCCAGGCGAGGCAGACCCAGUCAAAGUCUCUCUCUAAAGAGACCGAUGCUGCACUCACGGAGGAUAUCAAACGCCUUCUUGGACUUUUAGAGGAGGAAAGAGAUUUAAAUAAAAAAAGCCAUGAAACCACAGAUACGGAGGGCGAAACCGAAUCGAGCAGGGACCGGGCAGUGCUGAAACAGCUCGAGAGCUACUUAAUGGGUCUUGGGCAGCCCGUGGCAGCCGGAGGGGCGCAGGGUGAUCAGAUCAGCAAGGCUGGUGUACGCCAAAGGAUCGCACAUCUUGUCGAGAUUAGUCGUGAGAUGGAGAAUACGGUGUUCAUUGACGGUGGUGUAGUAAGGAAGCCGGGACACGCCGAAGCCUCCGAGUAUAUUCAAAAGAAGGAAUGGCAGCAAGGGGACGACAUCCAUUACUCGCCUGAUCAACUGGCGCCAAAUGGGGUGUUUGAUAAACGCAAGGUCAUCGAUUAUAACCUGUGGCCAAAUGGAAUAAUGCCUUGGUAUUUUGAUCCAGCAUUAACCGAUGCAAGCACUCGGGACACCAUCACAAAGGCAGCACAAAGGUGGGAGGAUGUUACUUGUCUUAAACUGCCGUACAGGAAUUCCAGUCACACAAAAUAUUUGAAAAUAGGGAGUUAUGGUGGAUGUUGGUCGUACCUUGGUCCCUCUGGCUCUGGACCCCAACAAAAACUGUCUAUUGGUAACGGAUGCGAAUAUCACGGCAUAGUGAUGCAUGAGCUUGGACACGCUUUAGGACUCGUUCACGAGCAGUCUCGCCAAGACAGGAAUGAGCAUGUCACCAUCAAUUUCGGGAACAUUCAGACUGGAAUGGAGCGCAACUUUGCGAUCAGCAGAGCUAAUAACUAUGCUGAGUAUGACCUUAAUUCGGUCAUGCAUUAUGGGACAAGGUAUUUCUCAAAGAAUGGUUUACAAACCAUCACCGUAAAUAAUCCUGAUGAACAUCCUCUGAUCGGCAAUCGUGCGGGCCUCACCCCCUACGACAUCAUGUCAGCCAGCGAAGCAUACCAAUGUGCAGAUCAUUGCAAAAAUGAUGUACUCACCCCUGUGUGUCUCAACGGAGGCUUCCUGGUAAAGGACUGUACCUGCCACUGUCCGGAGGGUCUCGGCGGCCCAGAAUGUUCGACAACGGACCCCACUUGGUCAAAAUGCGGUGGGGUCUUCGAUCUUGAUGUAACGACUUCGCCAUCUGUUGACUUCCAUUCACCAAAUUACCCGAGCCCAUAUGCAUCUGGGACAAAAUGUGCAUGGGUGUUUAAAACGUCUUUAAAGGGUUACCUCAUCGAGCUGAAGGUAAUUGCACUUGACAUGUAUGGAGGAGUUAGUACAUGCGAUGAAUUCGUUGAAGUCCGGAAGAACUUGCCAAUGCAAACCGGUAUCAGACUGUGCGGGACGAACUCCAAUGGCUCAGUCGCGUCUCCCGUGUAUACCCUCACAACCAAACCCGUUGGUAUGGGACAGAUGAGUGUGUUGUUGAUGAGUUUGGGCAACGUCGCUCCGCGGCAGGGAUUCAAGGCCGUCGCUAGCCUGAAACAGCUGAGUGCAUGUUGGAACUCAAAUUGUAGUGGUCUGCAGCAGUGUGAGGAUAAUGGUUCGACCACCCAGUUCAGAUGUUUCUGCCCUGCUGGUCUCUUGGGCCCAAAGUGUGACCAAAUAUUCGAUGCGCCUUUAAAAGAAGAUUUCGAAGAUGAGAGGCAUAUGUUUAUUGGAUGGGGAGCGAAUGUUGUAAGUUAA